Molecule: messenger RNA, 939 nt
Organism: Nannospalax galili (Upper Galilee mountains blind mole rat)
Lineage: Eukaryota; Metazoa; Chordata; Mammalia; Rodentia; Spalacidae
Gene: Rpl10a
Product: ribosomal protein L10a
Exons: 6
Coding region: 16-903 (295 amino acids)
Biological process (GO): translation
Cellular component (GO): large ribosomal subunit
Molecular function (GO): RNA binding; structural constituent of ribosome
Source: RefSeq, a predicted model, not a curated record
GGAUUGCAGCAAAGCAUGCGCGCGCGGGUCCAAGCGCAGAUCCGCACGGUAGCGCCACCCAGAGGCCGUGCCCCGCAGAGCGCCAAGGCUACGGGAACACGCACGUCUCGCGAGACCAGGAGUUUAUUUGAACGCAUGCGCGCCGUGUUGGCCUCUCUCUUCCGUCAUUGCAGCGCGAGCGGCCAUGAGGUAAAUGAUCAUCGGGGUGCCACCCGCCGCCAUCCGGGGUCGUCCGUCGCCAUCCGCGCAUCCAGCAGCAAAGUUUCUCGCGACACCCUGUACGAGGCGGUGCGGGAAGUCCUGCACGGGAACCAGCGCAAGCGCCGCAAGUUCCUGGAAACGGUGGAACUUCAGAUCAGCUUGAAGAACUACGAUCCCCAGAAGGACAAACGCUUCUCGGGCACCGUCAGGCUUAAGUCCACGCCCCGCCCCAAGUUUUCCGUGUGCGUCCUGGGGGACCAGCAGCACUGCGAUGAGGCCAAGGCCGUAGACAUCCCUCACAUGGACAUUGAGGCCUUGAAGAAACUCAACAAAAAUAAGAAGUUGGUCAAGAAGCUGGCCAAGAAGUAUGAUGCCUUUCUGGCCUCCGAGUCUCUGAUCAAGCAGAUCCCACGAAUCCUGGGCCCAGGCCUGAACAAGGCUGGCAAGUUUCCAUCUCUGCUGACACACAAUGAAAACAUGGUGGCCAAAGUCGAUGAGGUGAAGUCCACAAUCAAGUUCCAGAUGAAGAAGGUGCUGUGUCUGGCUGUUGCUGUCGGUCACGUGAAGAUGACAGAUGAUGAACUGGUCUACAACAUCCACCUGGCUGUCAAUUUCUUGGUGUCAUUGCUCAAGAAGAACUGGCAGAAUGUCCGGGCUUUAUAUAUCAAGAGCACCAUGGGCAAGCCCCAGCGCCUAUAUUAGGGCUCUUCUAAUAAAUCCGAGUGCUACCAUCCCUCA